UUUCUAGUUGUGUUAAGUUACGAAAUUAAAUAGUGAAGGGUAUAUUAGCGUUACGAAAUAGUAAAGUUGCUCUCAACUAAUCUCGUUGUAUAGCGAACACCAAUAAAUGCAAUACAGAAAUUAUACUGAAGAGGAACUUAUUUAAGUGUCGAUAAAAAGAAAAAAACAUGGAGAUCCAGUUUGAUGCAAGUGGUACUCCAUUUGUAGUAUGGGGUAACAAUAGAAUACACUUGGAAAAAGAUCCGAUCACAGAAAAGUGUUACAUUGAGAAAGCAGAAAAAGAACUACGGGAGACUCCAGCAAAUAUAGAAACAUCGUUAACUAAACUAAGAAUACUUCUAAAAGGGGAGCCAUCACUUGUCCUGCCCAUCGACGAUGAUGAAUUCCUAAUGAAAUUUCUAAGACCUUGCAAGUUUUACCCAGAAAGCGCAUUUAAAAGGAUACAAGCAUAUUAUAAAUAUAGAAAAUCAUACAUUGAAUACACUCGGGACUUGGUGCCAUCUACUGUCCGUUCCGCUUUCGAACGCUCCAUCAUUUCUUUCCUGUCGCCAAGAGAUCAGCAUGGACGGCGUAUAUUACUUGUAGAAUCAGAAUGUUGGAAUCCGCGAGAAGUAUCAUUACAAGAAUUGUUUAGGGGAGUUCAGCUGGGACUAGAGGCAGCGAUGGUGGAGCCUAAGACACAAGUGAACGGGGUGAUCACCAUCCUCGAUAUGAAAGGAUUAACACUUGCUCAGAUUAUGCAAAUGACUCCAUCCUUCGCCAAAAUGGUCAUUGACUGGAUUCAGGAUUGUAUUCCGAUAAGAUUAAAAGCAGUCCAUAUAAUUAACCAGCCGUAUAUCUUCAACAUGUUGUUUGCCAUCUUCAAACCGUUUAUGAGGGAGAAGCUCCGAUCGCGGAUCUACUUCCAUGGUACUGACAGAGAAUCCCUUCGGUCCCAUAUUCAUGCUGAUGCGCUGCGAAAACGAUAUGGAGGAACUUUACCUGAACCUGAGAUACCUGGUCAGGUCGUGUGGAAUAUGUUGAUGCAUUAUGAAGAUAAUUUUAAAGAAAAGAAUUCUUAUGGGUAUACAGCAACCAAUAAUAACAACAAAAAGUAAGAAACUGGUUUUGGUGAAGAGAUUUAAGAUUUUAGAGCCAAUUAGCCCAGGAGUAUGUUGACUAUUCAACUAUAUUUAAAAUCUAUUAUGACAUAGAUAAUGUUGGGUAUAGCCUAUAUUGAUUGUGAUUCCAUUUUAUACUAAGUCUAGUUUUUAUAUUAGUUAUUUUUUAAAUACAUGUUUAGAUAAAUAUUAUAAUUACGCUAUUCAACAGAGAUAUAUAUUGUGUCAUCAUCUCGGACAAAUAUAAAUUCAAUUAAUUUCAUUUAUUGCUUACAAAAAAUAAUUAAUGUGGGCAUAAUAAAACAAGUACGAUAACUUGGUACCUAUAACUGGUCAGACUUGACUGAGUUAAGACUAAUGUUGGUCAAGGGGUUAAACCUUAGUAACUGACAUACAAAAAGUGUGUCAAAUAUGGCGUAGAGUCUAGAAUAUAAUUAUAUAAUUAUAAAUGUAUAUUAUAAACAUAGAAAUACGUAAUCACUGCAAACGACACUGUGGUUGCAUUAAACAGGAAGUAGUAGAUUUUAAAUUCAGAAUUUCUGUCAAUUAUAUAUAGAUUUAUGAAUAACUAUAACUUUUUGUGAUAUACUAUCAUCAACGAGAGAUUUCUGUAGUACGAUAAUGAUCCUAUUACAAAAAUCUCUUCUGAUCAUAAAAUAUUGUUUUAUUGGCUAGUGCAACCUAGUCUAUAUGUGGAGAGAGGGAAGUAGGUAAAUAGCGUAUUAAACAUUUUACUAUUCAUUUUAAGAACUAUAUUAAGAUUUUAAUGCUCCUGAUUUGAAUAUAUAAGUCUGAAGAUAUAAGAAGUAUAAUACAAUAAUAUAUGUACGUUUUGAUCAUAUACUUAUAUAACACCAGUCUUUGUUUCACAACACUGCCAAACAAAACUACCUACUAAAUUAUGUUUACAGACAGUUGUAGCAUAUUUUUAAGGCGUAACGUCACAAGCCCU
This is a messenger RNA of Achroia grisella, 2052 nucleotides long. Its product is annotated as clavesin-2-like. Gene Ontology annotation, cellular component: membrane. The transcript has 6 exons. Gene Ontology annotation, molecular function: phosphatidylinositol bisphosphate binding. The record is from RefSeq and is a predicted model, not a curated record. NCBI's taxonomy places the organism in Eukaryota, Metazoa, Arthropoda, Insecta, Lepidoptera, Pyralidae. Bases 168 to 1097 code for a protein of 309 amino acids.